AUGGAUAAUUUUGAUAACCUGAGCGCGUCGGAAAAGGCAGAGGCGACCGAGCUGCAGCGCAUGAUCGCCAUAGAGCAGCAGAAAGCGCAGUUCCAAGCACAGGUGCACAGUUUCACGGACGUCUGCUGGGACAAGUGCGUGGACACUCCAGGCUCAAAGUUGGACUACAGAACUGAGACGUGUCUAGUGAGCUGUGUGGAGAGAUUCAUUGACACCACGUUGAACAUAACCAACCGAUUCACGCAGAUGGUUCAGAAAGGAACACAUUAA
This is a messenger RNA of Knipowitschia caucasica, 270 nucleotides long. The record is from the annotation of a GenBank genome assembly. NCBI's taxonomy places the organism in Eukaryota, Metazoa, Chordata, Actinopteri, Gobiiformes, Gobiidae.